AUGCAAAGGAUCACAAACACUCUUUGGACAAGCGCCAUUCAAGGCUCCCGUGUCCAGGUUAGUAAGGCAGGAAGAAAUACCUUUAUCUUUUCCUUCAACAAUGAAACUGCUAGAAAUUGGGUCUUAGAUAAUGGUCCUUGGCACAUCCUAAAUAAGCCAAUGAUACUUAGAAAAUGGGAACCGAACCUCACUAGGCUUAAUUUCGAUCUGUCAAAAAUCCCAGUUUGGGUAAAACUCUUCAACGUGCCUCUGGAACUUUAUACCAUAACUGGACUUAGUUAUCUUGCCAGUGCAAUCGGGAAUCCUAUCUCCUUAGACUCGAUUACUGCUUCAAAAACAAGACUGGAAUAUGCUAGAAUCUGUGUCGAAAUUGGGAUUACUGAUGAAAUCCCCAAAUUCGUCAACGUUAUUCUCAAAGAUGGGAGAUCGACAUCUAUUUCUGUUGAAGUGCCAUGGCUACCUCUCAGAUGCAAAAAUUGUAAAGUUUUUGGGCACUCAGAGAAAAACUGCUUCUCUAAUGCAGCUCCAGUCAAGACUCAAGUUUGGAUUAAAAAGAGAGCACUCGAGACCUCAACAUCAUGUCAAAAUGAAGCUCUACAAGAUCCAAUCGAACAUACUACAAUGGUGCAAAAUGCUCCAGUGCUUAACGUAACAACUCCUAUUGUUGAGGAAAUUCACACGGACGUAGUUCAAAAAGCAUCAGAUCCAGUAGCAGAUCCUAAACAUGAAGGUAUUCAAGAUAUUCACUUUCCAGACCUUAAAGUUUCAGCUAUUACGAAUGAACCUACUGCUCUAGAUGUUACAGGCAACAACUCUUCCACCACCAAAAAUCGAGAGAAAGGCAGACCAGUUAAAGACAACUCAAAAUCUGUCUUAGCUGGAUCAAAAAACAAAUUCGACAUCCUCAAUUCCAUAGACGAACACUCUUCUGUCACAGAGGAUCAAACUAGAAAAAUUCGUACUGCUUCAUUAGGUGUUUCAGCUCUGCUCAAUGAUCUCAAAAAUAAAAAGAAACAACACCUAGAAAAAGCAAGGAGUUCAACAGUAGCUGGAUAUGGGGGUGCUCCAAGCUUUCAUGCUCAAUGA
Molecule: messenger RNA, 1086 nt
Organism: Hibiscus syriacus
Lineage: Eukaryota; Viridiplantae; Streptophyta; Magnoliopsida; Malvales; Malvaceae
Exons: 1
Coding region: 1-1086 (361 amino acids)
Source: RefSeq, a predicted model, not a curated record